This is a messenger RNA of Thunnus maccoyii (southern bluefin tuna), 1414 nucleotides long. RefSeq names its product alkB homolog 6 (gene alkbh6). Lineage: Eukaryota; Metazoa; Chordata; Actinopteri; Scombriformes; Scombridae. The record is from RefSeq and is a predicted model, not a curated record. Bases 524 to 1249 code for a protein of 241 amino acids. The transcript is spliced from 2 exons.
AUUACAGCAAGAAAAACGUGUUUCAGUGUUCAUUUGGGCAACUGACUUAUUUUAAGUCAAACUUGGAAAAACUGUGAACCUUGUCCUUUAAUGUCUCUGACGGAAACCAUUUUAUUUGAAUGAAAGUAAAAAUCAUUUACACGGCUCGAGUUCUCCUACGUACAUCAAAUGCACCAUAACGUUCAUGUGUGCAAGAUUUUUACCAUUUCUGAUUUUUCUGGCUCACUAACUGCAGAAAAGCAAACCAGUUCCCAUUUAAUAUGUAUCAGUGAACUUGUAAUGGAUCAUACAAUCGGUCUGUCGCUUUGUCUGUACUGUAUUUCAUGUGUUGUAGGCAUAAAAGUGUGUGGAAAUGGUUCGCGGGAGCUAAAGGUUGCUAAUGCUAUCAACAUACACGGAAAUACCUCGGAUCACGUGACAUGUUAGGAGCUGACUGCUGCUAACAGACACGUGAUAUUUUAGUGUUUGCUCGUUAAUUAGGCAACCUGCGCGUUUACGCUAAAAUAUUAGACGUUUUGGAGGCAUGGAUCACCCAGCUUGUAUUUUGGAGGAGUUGAAGCAGUUUGUCGUAGGUGACGCCCCACCGACAGUGUAUUACAUCCCAGAUUUCAUAUCAGAGGAUGAGGAGUCAUAUCUUCUGCAGCAGGUCUACAGGUCUCCAAAAACUAAAUGGACUCAGCUGUCAGGCAGGAGGCUUCAGAACUGGGGAGGGUUACCGCAUCCCAAAGGCAUGCUGGCAGAGAAGAUCCCUGACUGGCUCCAGAAGUACUGUGAGAAAAUUUCCUCUUUAGGUGCAUUCAGUGGGAAAUCAGCCAAUCAUGUGUUGGUGAAUGAGUAUAAAGAAGGAGAGGGGAUUAUGCCACAUGAGGAUGGCCCUCUGUACCACCCUACGGUCACCACUAUCAGCCUGGGCUCUCACACCCUCUUGGACUUCUACACACCUGUCAGCAGCCUGGACGAUGAUGAUGAUGAUGCUGAUGAUGCUCCGCUGACAGAGGAGAACCGCUACCUGCUUUCCCUGCUGGUGAGGCCGCGCAGUCUUCUGAUACUGCAGGAUGAAAUGUACCAACGUCUCCUUCAUGGCAUCAAGGCCUGCACCCAGGACACUCUGACGGACAAGGUGCUGAACCUGGCUGCCGCCGGCGGCGCCCUACCGGGGGAGACACUGACCCGAGGAACCAGAGUGUCACUGACCAUUCGGCAUGUGCCUAAAGUGAUGAAGACAAAGCUUAUCCUGGGACGGAGAUGAAGAGAGACUGCAGGAAACAACUGUCACCAAUAUCAUGAAGCAUAAAAUGGGCUGCUUUAUGAAUUAUAUUUCAUGUCUUUAUUAAUUGGAUCCAGAGCUGCAACAGUUAGUCGAUUAAUCGAUUAGUUGCCAACUAUUAAAUUAAUUGCCAACUAUUUUGAUAAU